GUGGCACUGUAGUGCACAGGAAAGGGGAUGUUCAAACAUUCCAGAUCUAUGUAGGGGAGCUACAUCCAGGGAAAACCAACCAGGUUCUAUAACAACAAAACACUGGAAAAAUGCUACCUUGGAAGAUAACAAUGUUUUGUACCCUCAUGGUUGUCAGCAGUUCUUCCCAGGAUUUUAAUGUUGACUCACUCAUCCAUUCAUCUGUUCACAGGCUCAGCAAAGGUGGCAGAGAAGAGGAAAGCAGACAGAGAGAAAUACACAAGCAGAAACAGCAGGGCAUUUCACCUGUAGAAUACACCAUUGCUAUUGAGAUAAGCUUUGCAAAUUCCUCAUUCCUGGAGCCUCUCAGAAGUUAUGUAAAUAACCUUACCUUUCCACUCUCAGUAAAUGCCUCUGAAUCAGCUGUGAACAUUUCAAGUUUUAAUGUUACCACAGUGUGCAACUCAACUGGCAUUGAUAGCACUUAUUGUUACUGUGAGUAUGGGUAUGAAUGGCCUGUCGAGGCAUGCAAAGCUACUCCAGCCUGUCACAAUACCACAGUAGCACUAGAAGAGAGCUGCAACUGUAUUGCACAGCUGCCUUCUCAAGGAACUUAUUGUCAGCUGCAAUCUGAAGGUGCUCAUUUUACAUACAUAGUAAAAAUGUCUGUCUGGCUUGCCAAACCCUUUGAGAAUGAUCUGAGAAAUUCAUCCUCUGCCAUGUUUAAACAAUACAAAAGUGACCUGGAGAAAGCGUUUACUGAGGGCUACAAAUCUUUACCAGGCUUCAUAAAUGUAAUAGUUACAGGAUUCAGGCCUGGAAGCAUAAUAGUUCAGCAUGAAGUAACAUCAGCAAGAAAUAUACCAGAUGAAAAUGCAUAUACAAAAAUAACUGAAGCCUUAGAUCAUUCCUACAACCUAAUAUCUACAUCGUUUGAAAGAUCUUCAAUGGAAAUCCUUGGUGGAACAAAUUUCUUCAUUUCCCCUGACCACAUUUUUGAAGGAGAUACGGUAACAAUGACAUGCGAGUCAAAAUCAUCUUCAAGCAAUGUGACCUGGUACCUUUCAGGACGUUUAAUCUCUAACAGCAGUGGCAGGCACUGUAUAAUGAAUGAAGUUAGAAAUGGAAAGUCAACAUCAGCACUGAAAAUUACAAGCAUUAAAUGGGAAGAUUCUGGUGAUUAUUGUUGUACUUUUACGGAAUGGGCUAAUAAUAUAUCAUUAAUAUACAAAGCUGUGGAUAAUAUAACAGUCUCUCCAAUCAAAAUUGUGCCAUCGGAAGAUGUUGUGACUGUAUGUAAUGGUGACACUAAAGAACUGAGCUGCUGCACAGAUCAAGAAAUGCAACUGUUUACUUAUUACUGGAAAACAAAUGGAGCAAUAAAUAUUUCAGGAACCACCACUUCCACUUACAACUGUACUAAAUACCUACUGCAGGCUAAUGAAUCUCAAUGCCCUGCAGAUCAGUCUGGGACCAAGACAGAUUACAUAUGUGAGCUGAACACUACAUAUGGUGCUCGUAAAAAUAAGGUUAUCAGUGUGACAUAUUUUCGAGUGGCAAAUGUAAGCAUGCUUUCCAGCAUAAAUGGCAGGAUUUCUGAGGGACACAAUUUUUCUCUAAGGUGUAUUAGCGACGUGAGCAAUUAUGACCAAGUCAGCUGGCAAAUCCAAACUGGAAGCUCUAUUAAGAGUGUAGACAGUGUAUGGUACACCACCACAAAGACCCAAAUUGGCGCAGAGUCUGUGCUGACUGUGGGCAGUGCUAACCAGAACUGGGCUGGCAUCUAUACUUGUACCUUUUUCCAAGGUUUUUUGAACAGCUCUGCACACACAGGAAUUGAAGUGUUUCCUUUACUCCUAAAAAAAGAUAUUAUAAGAGAUCCCAUAGAAGCAUUCAUCCCUUGUCCAGGCACCCAAGUUCUGAAAUGCUGCACAGGCAAGAUGGGAAAUUACACUGUAACAUUCUUUGAUCUACAAAGGCCUCCACCUAUUAAGGCAGAGAGAAAAGAAAAAGGCAACCUCAACUGCUACCAUCAUACAAUAAAGGUCACAGCAGAUUACUGCAAUUCCGCAGGACAUGUUUUUCAAGUGUUUUGUGAGUUCACUAACCAAAUUGAUGGGAGUGUUCAGAGUUCACCAAUGAGCCUAAAUCUUCUACAAGUAAAGAAUAUAACAUGUAAUUCUUCAGCCAUUGGUUCUGGAGAGAAUGGAGCUGUGAUUACAAAGCCUUGCUUGGACAGCAACCAUGUCAGAGGAAACAUCACCUAUAAGUGUGAACGUACAGAAUGGACUGCUGCUGGAAACAGCUGCCUCGCUGUCCCCAUUAAUGAACUUCUUAAUUCUGCUGAGUUGUUGGUGACCAGUCCUGAGUCAGUGCAGAAUUUGCCUGAAUUCCUCAUUCGUCUGAACCAUACCAUCAAGGGUGAGCAGCAAAAUAUAAAUACUAAAGCUGCCAACCUGGAAGCUGUCGUGGAAAUCCUGAAUUUGAUUUCCGUCGUACCAGUAGAUGCAAAGCAGGCAACAAUGGAAAAUUUUUUGUCCACAGUAGAUACCAUUAUCAGCAGUCCAACAGAAACUUGGAAGGAUUUUAAGAAUGGAAGUUCUCGAUUGCUAGAUUCAGUGGAACAAUUUUCGGGGUCCCUCCGACCUAUUAACAGUACUAUUCCUCCCAUCAGAUAUGACAGUCUUCAGCUCAAAGGUGUAGUCAUUGACAAAAACAAUGUUUCAGACUACAACAAAAGUUUUACAUUCUCCAAACCCUCAGACCUCAGUGGUACUGUGCUAAUUGAUGAAGCGAAAAUUAGAACUGGAAAAUCAAACUUCACCAUCAUCAGUGUGGCUUACUCAACUUUGGGGCAUAUUAUUCCACAGUACAACAAGACAAAUGGAUUGGUAAAUGGUUUGGUGUUGACAACAGUAAUGAGUGCCUGCAGCAACCUAAGUGAAGAUUUCCUGAUCAACAUGACAUUUAAAAAGAAUAACAAGACCCUGAAAAAUCCUCAGUGUGUCUUUUGGAAUUUCAGCCUCUCAGGCAAUGGUGGAGGCUGGGACCAUGCUGGCUGUGAAAGCGAAGACAAUGGGGACAGUGUCACCUGUUCCUGUAAUCACUUGACUUCAUUCUCCAUUUUGAUGUCUCCUAGUCAUGAAAACUCAUGGGACAAAUGGGAUUAUAUCUCUUACAUUGGUGUUAGCAUUUCCAUAUUGAGUCUGCUGGUCUGCAUCGGAAUAGAACUUGUUGUAUGGAAAUCAGUGACCAAAACAAGAAUAUCCUACAUGCGCCAUGUUUGUAUACUGAACAUUGCACUUUCUCUCCUGAUUGCAGACAUUUGGUUUAUUGUUGUUGCAGCAAUGCAUGACAAAAAUGAGCAAUUGGAUCAGAAGUGGAUCUGCACAGCAGCAACAUUUUUCAUUCACUUUUUCUACCUCUGUGUCUUCUUUUGGAUGCUCACCUUGGGCCUUAUGCUCUUCUACCACUUAGUCUUUAUUUUACAUAAUACUAGCAAGACGAUCAUGAAAGCUUUAGGGUUCUGCUUGGGAUACAUUUGCCCUCUAGCUAUAUCAACUAUCACAACAGCCAGCACUCAUCCACAUUACACAAGGAAAAAUAUCUGCUUACUCAACUGGGAUGAGAACAGGGCUCUCUUGGCCUUAGUUAUUCCUGCCAUGAUCAUUGUUGCUAUUAAUACCAUUGUUACCAUUGUGGUCAUAGCAAAAAUACCAAGACGUUCCAUUGGGGAAAGAUCAAUAAGUGAAGAAAAGAGCUCCUUGUAUCGUAUUGCCAAGAGUAUUGGUGUUCUGACACCAUUGUUAGGCCUCACCUGGGUGUUUGGCCUUGCCACAGUUUUCCCAAGAAGCCCAAGAGUAUUCCAUGACUUAUUUACCCUUUUCAAUGCCUUUCAGGGAUUAUUCAUUCUGUUGCUUGGAACCCUCUCUGACAGGAAGGUACGAGAAGCUGUGCUGAAUAAGUGUUCCCUCUCCAGAUGGCGUUCACAACAUACAAAGUCAACAUCCCAAGGCAUGUCAGCUCCUAUGCUUUCCAUCAGUUCUCCAUUCUCAAAAACAUUAAACAACCUCUUUGGCAAAGCAGGAAAAUACCAAGUCUCUUCUACAGAAUCAGCAUCUUCUUCAUCCUCAGAAAAUACUUCAAAGGCAUAUUCUUUGCUGACUUGAGAAUGCAUGUAUGAAAAAGCUUAGGCUUUUUUCCCCUGAUCAAGCAAUAAGCACAGAAAGAAUUGAACAAUGGAAACACUGACUUUGCAUAGGAUGUAAAGAACUGUGGCAUAUUAGUUUAAUAGACUAUUUCUUCAAUAUCCCAGAUGUUUGGAAGAUUUAAUUUUAAUAACUGCUUUAUGCUAGAGGAAAAACAGGUUCUAAUGUUGUAAGGUGCUGCAUGCCCUCUGCUUCCACAGUUCUACUAGUCCUUCAGUUCUUUUUCAUAGUUGUUCCAAUCCAUUUGUAGGCAUGGGCCAUGUGCAUAACAACUGGUAGCCGCAGCUCACAGAGUGCAAUGCCCCAAUCACAGCAAAUACGCAUCAAGCGACCUCAGUGCGUUUUUUAAAAAAGUAUCUUCCUCGCUAGAUUGGGACAUUUGUGUAUUAAUUUUCUAACAUUUAAAGCAGGGCUACUGAACCUCUUUGUAUGUGUGGGCACAUUUGGAAAAACUGUCACAGAACAGGACUACAAAAUGGCUACUAUGAGGCUAUUAUUGCGAGUCAUAAAGAAUGGGUAAUUUGGCCAAGAAACUGAGUAUAACACAGGUCAGGCUUGAGCUGACAAUGCUAAACAACAUAUUUGCCCUCACAAAUCAAAACAAAAUACACAUUUCACGGAGGAAAACUGAUGUUCAGAGAAACAAAACACACAACACAGUCAAACAGUUGCAAUUUACAUUGUUUUUUAAAAAGCCCCAUUGAAAUGGCCUUUUUCAGUGCCAAAUUGCAGACAUAGGGGGCUAAUUGGCAUUGGGACCCUGGGGGGCGGACUAAGGGUUUUUAAUCUUUUGCUCCACUCAAGAGUUCUAGAGUAGAGAUGCACUUACUGCUGUGCCUGUUCCCAUGCAUCUCCACCUCUCUGUUUUGAAAACGGGCACACAGCGCUAGUUCAACUCCACCCCUUUUUACCCUUAACCCCUAGUCAGAUCAACUUGAGUGCAUUUCUUACAAAUUCAGCUUCAGACAGAUUUUGCAACUGAUUGGUAGAUCAACUCGUUUGUCUUCCAGGUGUGGCCAGUGAAACUCUUUGCUGUAGGAUUAAGCAGAGACCGUGAUUGGCCCGACGCUUUGCUGUGGGUAGUCCUAAAGGUCUAAAAUCAGCAGUGGAGAAGGGAGAUGUGGCCAGCAGAGGGCACAAUUACUUCAAAACACAGAAAAACCAUUCUGGCUAUUUUUGAAGGGACUAGUGUGACCACAGACCCAAUCUGGAUCUGACCUAGUGCACCUGCAUUUUUCAUUGCAAUUAAGCCUCCUUUCUUUCAAUGGAACCAUCUUUUGCAGUACACAGUUGCAGGAGUCCCAUUCUGGGUCAAGACCAUGCCAGGAGGCAAAUAAUUUUUUUAAAAAACCUACCCACCACACAAAGUAUAGGAUCCUCGGCACUGGCAGUUCGUGGAAAAAUCUACCCAGGUCCUGUUGCUUUCCCUCCCCUCACCCCCCCCCCCGGCAGCAGCAGCAGCAGGUUUUCUCCUCUGUUUUUUCUCCUUUUGUUUUUGAGAAGACAUUUGUUGCUGCUAGAGGUGUUAGAAAGGCACUUCUGGCAUCUUGUGUACCACUGAAGGACUGGGCUGCCAGGAGCAGCCCAAGAGAAAACAAACAAAAUGGGGCCAAGGGGCCUUGGUGGGUGCCAAGGGAGAGAACUGCUGUGGUGACCACAAGGGCCGGGAUGAGGGCCUCCAGGUUUAAAGUAACUAUAUCAAGGCUCUCCUUUCACUGAAUCCAGUGAGACUUCUGCUAAAAAGAAAAAUAAGAUCGUGAUGUCUGUCAUGUAAACUACCACGUGGAAAUUUCUAAUUUUUCUGUAUACAUGUAAAUAUAUAUUAUAUAUACACACAAACAUUUAUUUAAGGUUAUACUUAAUAAAAGAU
Molecule: messenger RNA, 6057 nt
Organism: Rhineura floridana
Lineage: Eukaryota; Metazoa; Chordata; Lepidosauria; Squamata; Rhineuridae
Gene: ADGRF5
Product: adhesion G protein-coupled receptor F5
Exons: 21
Coding region: 111-4148 (1345 amino acids)
Biological process (GO): G protein-coupled receptor signaling pathway; cell surface receptor signaling pathway
Cellular component (GO): membrane
Molecular function (GO): G protein-coupled receptor activity
Source: RefSeq, a predicted model, not a curated record